AUGGAGCAUCCGUACAAUCAAAUUCUCUUGUUUGGAGACUCGAUUACUCAGUUCAGUUUUGACACAGAACUUCGCGGCUUUGGUGCAAGCCUUGCCAACGCUUAUCAACGCAAAGUCGAUGUUGUCAACCGUGGAUUUUCAGGAUAUAACACUGAAUGGGCAUUGCCAAUCCUGCGUCAGCUUCUACCCACACUUGAGAAACAAAAACAUACGUCCGCCAAAGUAUUGUUGGCCACCAUCUUUCUGGGCGCGAACGACUCGGCGUUACCAUUUGCUUUGCAACAUGUUCCGCUGGACAAGUUCAAGGCCAACCUCAAUGCGAUGCUCUCUAUGAUCCAAUCGCCUGACUCGUCUACGUAUAACCCCGAGCUACGCUUGAUACUAAUCACACCCCCACCGCUCAAUGAAGUACAAUGGAAAAAGCGCUGUGAUGAUCAAGGCGGACCUCUAAACCGGACAUGGGAGUAUUCGAGAGAUUAUGCACAGGCCGUGCGCGACGUGGCGCAGGAACACAAAGUUGUUGUUGCGGAUUUGUGGCAAACGUUGAUGGAUUUCGGUACGGAUCAUAUGGCCGAGUAUCUUUUGGAUGGUUUGCACUUGAAUGCAAAAGGAAAUCAGGUCAUGUAUGAAUUGUUAAUCGAAACGAUCAAACGACAUUUCCCCGAAAUUCACCCUGACAACCUUGAAAUGGAGCUGCCAGGCUUCCGAGACCUUCCAAGAGAAAACUUUGAUGACUUGUUACAGUUCCGUCUGUUGAGAAAAUAA
Zychaea mexicana is the source of this 765-nucleotide messenger RNA. Its product is annotated as GDSL Lipase/Acylhydrolase. The record is from RefSeq and is a predicted model, not a curated record. Lineage: Eukaryota; Fungi; Mucoromycota; Mucoromycetes; Mucorales; Lichtheimiaceae. The transcript has 6 exons. Bases 1 to 765 code for a protein of 254 amino acids.